AUGUUCUCUGCCACCUCUGGGGCUGUGCGCGCAGGCGCCCGUCGCUUUGCCCGCUACCCAGCGUCCAUUGGCAUCGCUGUUCCGAGUUCAAACCAUGGCCUCUUCAUCUCCACCUCGACGACCAAGGCCGCCUCGCUCCGCCCUGCCACCCCUGGUAGCCAGCGUGUUGGCCAGCAGCAGCGUCACAGCUACGCCACGACGACCAACCCGAACCCCCCGCUCGGCAAGAAGAAUGCCUCCAACGAUGUGCCGUCUCGCAUUGGCUUGAUUGGCGCCCGAGGGUACACCGGCCAAGCCCUGAUCGACCUGCUCAACGACCACCCCUUCAUGGACCUCCGCUAUGUGUCUUCGCGAGAGCUUGCUGGCCAGAAGCUCGACUCCUACACCAAGCGCGACAUCACAUACGCAAACCUCGCCGUGGAAGAGGUGGCCCAGCUGGACAAGGAUGGCAAGGUUGACUGCUGGGUGAUGGCUCUGCCCAAUGGCGUAUGCAAACCAUACAUUGAAGCCCUCAACCAGGUUCGGGAAGAAACCGGCAAGAAGACCCUCAUUGUUGAUCUCUCUGCCGACUACCGAUUCGACGACACAUGGACAUACGGUCUCCCUGAGCUUACCAAGCGCUCCGCGAUUGCCCAAUCCAAGAACAUUUCCAACCCGGGAUGUUUCGCGACUGGUGCCCAGCUGGCUCUCGCGCCCCUCAGCGGUCAUUGCCUCGAUGCCCACGUCUUCGGAGUGAGUGGCUAUUCGGGUGCUGGAACCAAGCCAUCUCCCAAGAAUGACCUCAACAACCUAAGGGGCGGCAUCAUCCCAUACAGUCUUACGGGCCAUAUCCAUGAGAAGGAGAUUAGCCAUCAUCUGAACAUCAAGACUGCGUUUCUGCCUCAUGUGGCCGAAUGGUUCCGUGGCAUUCAACUGACUGUCUCGAUUGACUUGAACCAACAAAUGACAUCACGCGACAUCCGCCAGAUCUACCAGGACCGUUAUGCUGGGGAGAAACUUGUCAAGGUCUCGGGAGAGGCUCCUCUGGUGAGGAAAAUCUCUGGCCAGCAUGGCUGUGAGCUCGGUGCCUUUUCCGUCGACAGCACCGGCAAGCGCGUGGUUGUUUGCGCUACGAUAGACAACCUCAACAAGGGAGCCAAAAACAUGAACCUUGCGCUGGGAUACGAUGAAUUCCAGGGCAUUCCCACGGCACAAUGA
Molecule: messenger RNA, 1197 nt
Organism: Emericellopsis cladophorae
Lineage: Eukaryota; Fungi; Ascomycota; Sordariomycetes; Hypocreales; Bionectriaceae
Product: protein arg-6
Exons: 5
Coding region: 1-1197 (398 amino acids)
Biological process (GO): L-arginine biosynthetic process
Molecular function (GO): NAD binding; NADP+ binding; N-acetyl-gamma-glutamyl-phosphate reductase (NADP+) activity
Source: RefSeq, a predicted model, not a curated record